Molecule: messenger RNA, 1565 nt
Organism: Tachysurus fulvidraco (yellow catfish)
Lineage: Eukaryota; Metazoa; Chordata; Actinopteri; Siluriformes; Bagridae
Gene: slc35a3b
Product: solute carrier family 35 member A3b
Exons: 9
Coding region: 137-1255 (372 amino acids)
Biological process (GO): pyrimidine nucleotide-sugar transmembrane transport
Cellular component (GO): Golgi membrane
Molecular function (GO): UDP-galactose transmembrane transporter activity
Source: RefSeq, a predicted model, not a curated record
CAUCACACAGAUGUCUCAACAGAGGUGUGACACUAUUCCACGUGUUCCACUUUGUGCUUGUGAAGCAGGUGUUAUGAGCGCAGUGGAGUCGAGUCUUUUCACUGAUGACCAGGGCUUUAUGUGAGCACUGAGUGAAAUGGUUGUGGGAAGACAGGAAACGCUGGAUAGCUCAGGUGUGGUGAGCAUGUUGAUCAGAGAGAAGAAGCCCAAACUGGAGGUUUCUGCUAAACCUGCUCCGUUCAUCCAUCAGGAGAUGUUGAGCAUCUUGUCUACGGUCGUAGCUAACCGGAUGAAGUAUGUUUCUCUUGGGGUUUUGAUGCUCCAGACCACCUUGCUGGUCCUCACCAUGCGCUACUCACGCACUCUGCAUUCCGAUGGGCCGCGAUACCUCGCCUCGUCCGCCGUCUUGUUCGCAGAGGUCCUCAAGAUCCUCAUCUGCGCUCUGCUCAUCUUCGGCUAUAACGGUUUUGGUGUUCAAGGCCUGUAUCAGGAGCUGAAGAAGGAGAUCGUUCACAAACCCUCAGAGACAAUGAAGCUGGUGAUCCCCUCAGGCAUCUACACACUGCAGAACAACCUGCUCUACCUGGCGCUGACCAACCUGGAUGCUGCUACAUACCAGAUAACGUAUCAGAUGAAGAUCCUCACCACGGCUCUUUUCUCCGUCUGCAUGCUGGGGAAGAGACUCUGCGUCUUUCAGUGGCUCUCGUUGGUCAUUCUAAUGACAGGAAUCGCUUUCGUACAGUGGCCAUCUCCCUCCAGCUCUGAGGAGAAGGAGAAGGAUCCGAGUUCACAGUUAAUCGGCAUGCUCGCCAUUCUGUUCGCCUGCUUCUCCAGCGGCUUUGCUGGCAUUUACUUUGAGAAGAUCCUCAAAGAAACCAAGCAGAGCGUCUUGAUCCGCAACAUUCAGCUGGGCUUGUUUGGUCUAUUCUUCGGUCUAAUCGGAGUGUUUGCGCAGGAUGGGGAUAAGGUCCAGGAGAACGGGAUGUUGCAGGGAUAUAACAACGUGACCUGGGCUGUGGUGAUUCUGCAGGCUAUGGGUGGCUUGAUCGUCGCAGCGGUCAUCAAGUAUGCAGAUAACAUCCUAAAGGGCUUCGCUACGUCCGGCUCCAUCAUCUUAUCCACUACCAUCUCCUACUUCUGGCUGCAUGACUUUAGUCCUUCUGGUUUGUUCUUCGUGGGUGCCGGGCUGGUCAUCGCAGCCACGUUUCUCUACGGACACGACUGGAAAUCCGGUAGGACGAGGGACGCGGUCUGAGUGACGUGGUGAUGGAGCCGAUGGAGAACCUCGACGUAAAAGCGUGCACGAAGAUCGAAGGUGUUAUGAUAUAAGUAUGACACAGUGUCGCUCGUCUCCACUCGGAGGACGAUGGAACAGAGACGAGACUGCACAGUAUUAAAGACUCUAUGUAUUAUAUUUCUGAUCCUCAUAAACGUCUCACUCGCUUAAGGUCACUGGUGAAUUGUGAAAGGUUUCCUGAGGAACUGUAUGUUCAUCAUCUGCCUACAUAAACAUGGUCAAUCUAAAGGUCAAGUUGUGUACAGUAAUAAAAGCCUGUUGUUUAAGA